AUGUCUCCUGCCUGUGGCCGAAGAGGGUCUUUGCCGUACCGCAACAUCUGGGCGCUGGCAAUAUGCUUGUCACUCCUCGUCCAGCACACCUCCUCCCAGCUCGUUGGCUGCGACGUGCUCGACUGCAACGGUGGGGCCGACAAUGAAUGCACGCUCGGCAACACGACAAGUUCGUUCAUCGGCACCGCCUCGUUCAACAGCAGCCUGUCCCCGAACAAUGCGCCGCUCACCUGGACCGUCGGAGCCUCGUCGUCCAACGCGAGCGGCAUCACCUUCACAAAGAACUUUUAUCUCGGCUCUCCUCCGUCCAUGAACCUCGCGAGCCCGGCCGGAUUCGCGGGUUGUGCGUUGUUUUUUGAAGGCAUCGCGAGGAGCCUCCCACUCAAUGGUGUCACGGAGUACGGCACCGUCACAUGCUCCCAGACACUGCAAGAUGUUUGUAUCAAUGACCUGCUGGCCCAGGCCAAGAAGCAGGUCCAGACACUCGGGUCGACAAACAAUCUCGACAACGGCGCAGUGUGCACUGCUUUGCAGACUACGAUGGAAGCAAACCCUCCGCAGUCGUGUCAAACGAUAGCAACAGUUACAUGGGGAACCAUCGUCCCGAAAGAGAUUACCGGUCCUCAAUCCCCCGUCGGCGCCCCAAUCGCCCAGACAACGUGCCACCCAUCGUCCAGCGUCUCGAGUGGCUCAAAGUACAACAUCGCCCUGAUCGAGACCCAGACCGUCACCUCGGAAGACGUCUCGAGCGACAUCGCGCCCUUCUUCUACAGCAUCACGCCGGUGCUCACCGUCUUUUACAAGCCGUCUACGUCUUCCGGCUCCCAGACUAUCGCGCUGCCAGAAGCUCAUCUGACGUGCGUCAAGGUGGUCGAGGACUCGACGCUGUCGCAGCAGGUGGGCAACGCGGCCCCGAUGACUGGCUUGCCACGAUCUCUGAUGGCUCUGGUCCUGGCCUUGAGCACACUCGCCUUGCUUUGA
Molecule: messenger RNA, 981 nt
Organism: Fonsecaea nubica
Lineage: Eukaryota; Fungi; Ascomycota; Eurotiomycetes; Chaetothyriales; Herpotrichiellaceae
Exons: 2
Coding region: 1-981 (326 amino acids)
Source: RefSeq, a predicted model, not a curated record